This is a messenger RNA of Diorhabda sublineata, 3832 nucleotides long. RefSeq names its product mucin-2-like. The transcript has 6 exons. NCBI's taxonomy places the organism in Eukaryota, Metazoa, Arthropoda, Insecta, Coleoptera, Chrysomelidae. The record is from RefSeq and is a predicted model, not a curated record. Bases 62 to 3346 code for a protein of 1094 amino acids.
AAACACAGAAAUAUAUGAAGAUUAACGCACUAGUCAUUUUCUUUUAGAGAUUGUUGUGAAGAUGUUGUUGAAAUGGAUUUGCUGUGUGUUUCUAAUAGUUUUAAUAAUAGAUGUAGAUCUAAUUGACUGCGGGUUUUUUUCUUCCUCUCGUUCAUCUGGCUCCCGCAGUUCGAGUUCUCGAGGAUCUAGCUCAUCGGGAUCCCGUAGUUCUACGUCAUACGGUACCCGAAACUCGGGUUAUCGAACCACCCCACGACCUACUAGAAGAACUACUAGGUACCACCCUGUAACUACAAUGCCUACUAGAAGAACUACUAGGUACCAUCCUGUUACUACAAUGCCUACUAGAAGAACUACUAGGUACCAUCCUGUUACUACAAUGCCUACUAGGAGAACUACUAGGUACCAUCCUGUUACUACAAUGCCUACUAGAAGAACUACUAGGUACCAUCCUGUUACUACAAUGCCUACUAGGAGAACUACACCUACUAGACAACCGCCAUACAAUCCACACUACAAUUCUUCUAAAAUAACUAGUAAACAGCCGCCUUAUAAUCCAUUCUUUUCUUCUACGACCAAGCAACCUCCGUACAAUCCCUUCUGGACGAGUACUAGUAGAACAAAUCAUUCUUCUGGCUUGGGAGUCACUAAGCAACCACCUUAUAAUCCUUUUUUAACACCUACCACUAAAGCAACCUUCUACUCGUCGACGCCUUCUCGUCAUUUCAACGGUUCUAAUUUCCAUACAACCCCAUCAUAUAAUAAUAACAAUGGAAGACCUCUAGGGAUACAUACGACGAAGAUGACCUCACUAGGAAGCGGUAGAAAUAAUUACACAAAUUCCAAUCAAAAUAACUUUGGUCAAACACCUAGACCUGUAUAUACGACGAGUAAACCCAAUUAUCAACCAAAAUAUAAUUCAAGUAGACCCAUAAAUCAAGGGAUACGCCCUACGUACAAUACAACCAAACCUUUUUAUCAAGGACCCGUUUAUAACACAUCGAACUACAAACCUGUAGGUUCAUCAGUUAGACCUGGUAAUGCAGGAGUGUACCAACCACCAGUGGUACACAGAAACAGCACGUUCACUACUGGUUCCGGACGAUCUCCAAAUUAUCCCGUACAACAUUUAGUUAAUCCCGUACAACCAUCACAUACGACAACUAUAAUCAACAACAACAACAACAACAAUCAUUACUACGGACGACCUAGUUAUUACACCCCAGGAUCAUCAGGAAACACACACGUGACUAUAAUUAACAAUAAUUACAAUCCGAAUCAUCACGUGAUCAUUCCUUCGACUCAUUAUUACAGUUACGGUCCACCAGCUCUAGGAAUAAGUGUUGUUAAUACAAAUUACUACGAUCCGUUUAGUACCAGUCAUUAUCGUACUACUUAUCAUUAUAGUACCUACGAUACCGGUAGUACUUCUUUAGGUUUCUUCUUAGGUUAUCAAUUAGGUAGGAUAAAUCGACCUAGUUACUAUUACCAUAGUACUACGUACGUAGAUCACGAAUACGUACCGAGAUACGAUCAUUACACAGUACAUCAUUAUUAUCACAACGCUGAUAAUAUCCCUACCGAAGCGCCGAUACAACCUAACGCCGUCGUGACAUGCGCUGGCGAUAGCAGUAAUUUAUGUCCCCCCGGUAACUAUCCGUUGUGUACCAACAACGGAGCCGUGAUGUGCGUUGUAUCCGCUUCUUCGACACAACCGUGCAGUACUAAUUCUAGAAAACUUAAUUGCGUAACUAGUACUAUACCGUGCGAAGGUAACAACUCACCGGAAUGCAAACAAAAAUCCUCAACAUCCGUAAGUAUACCGUGCGUUUCUACGGCCAGUAUCGCAGCUGGAGUCAACUAUGUUAAUAAUAGUAUAAUCGUAACCGACGCUGGCGAUACUUCCGUUAAAAAUUUCUGCGUUACCGUUUUAGCACUACCAACUAAAAACGAAACUAAAACUAAUACUACCACAGAACCAAAAGUACCAUUCCAAUAUACAACAAAUAUCACAGGGGUAGAUAUAUUAGGAUACUAUUUAGGUUAUAAAUUACAAAAACUGUUAGAACCUAGUUAUAAUUAUCUAAAUUACGACGCUAAUUAUAAUUACGUAGAAAAGUACGAUCACUACGACGUUUUCCAUUAUUACCACGGAGGUAAUUUCCUAGCGGAACAAGUGGAAUUCAAAGCGGAACAAAUGAUGAGCUGCGCUGGAGAUAGUGGAACGUUCUGUCCAUCGAAUACGCUUUCUUUAUGUCUAAACGAUGGUUCAGUAGCUUGCGUAACUGAUAUAUCCACAACAUCGUUUAAUAACGAUACUAAAACUAACUAUUUCAAUAGUACCAUUGCCUGUGAUAAGUUAAAAUCGCCUGUUUGUAUAUCAAAUCAAACUUUAAAUCUACCAAUACAAAUACCUUGUAUAUCAACGGCUAAAGUUUACGCUAAUGUUAGUUUUAUUAUUAAAAAUUACGGUAACGGCAUCGAGAAUGUUUAUUAUCGUACUAUCGAGGUAGUAAACGGUACUCAAAAUGUUACUACGCCGCGUGAAUUUUGUGUAGCUAUAUUAGUUACACCAGGUAUUAAAUUCCUUAGUACUACGCCGGAUAAAAGACAAAUAACUGGUAUACCAAAUAGUAAAAGUUACCAAAGUUUACCAAAAUAUAAUUACAACCCAGGGAAUAAAACCAUAGAAGCUUUUAUGGCUUAUAGGUUAGGUAUAAUGGCGUAUCCUACUAUUUAUUACAUGAACGCUUAUUGGUUUUCCGUUGACGGUACUAUCCAAAAGUACGAUCAUUAUACGCCGAUUUCUUAUUAUUCGGGUAAAGAAGUUUUACCCAAAUUUUUGGAAUUUCAAGCUUUCGAUUUGAGGGCUUGCGAUGGCGAUAGCGGUUUAUUCUGUCCUACAAAUACGUCUUCUAUUUGUUUGAACGACGGGGCGGUGAUGUGUUUGACCGAUUUGAUGUUGACGGUGCCUUGUUUGAAGUACAACGACACCGUUUGCGUCAGAUCGACGGUAUCUUGCGCUAAUAAUUAUCCUUGUCAAAAGACGAGUAGGAGUAAAAGGGUUAGUAUACCUUGUAUUUCGACUGCGACUAUUUACGGCGAUGUAAAACUCGAGAGAAGUUAUAUCUAUAAGAAAAUACCGUCCGCUGCUAAAUUAUAUGAGAAUUUGCAGCCGAUUCCUGGUACUAAUGUCAAUAAUACACCCGUGUAUCAUAAGGCGCAACAAUUUUGUGUUACCUUAACCGCUUUACCUGCUGAAAGGGUUGUUUCGGAAGGAGAGAAGUUCCUUGAAGGGUCAGAAUCUUUAUUUGGGAGAAUUACUUCGAAAAUCUUCGGGUUUUAAACUUGUUGUAAGUAUUAUAUGUAAAUAAUUAAAAUGAUGAAAAGUAACGUUUUUAAGAGGGGUAAAUGUUCAUCUAGAAAUAUAUUCCAAUAGGAAUAGUAACCUUUGAAUCAAGAACUCUUUGACUCAUUUAUUGGGGUGAGUCAAUCUACGUUCUAACCUCUUUCUUCUUUUUUAAACUAAAGUUUUUCAAAAUUUUAAAUUUAAUACUUUACGAGCUCUAAGGGAAAAAUCAAAGGAGUGUAAUUUUUUAUGAAUUACUAAUUUUUUUACGGUUUGUCGACUAGACUAUUCCAGGGAAAUCUCAUAAAACGAAAAUGUACUUAUGACAGAGAGUUUUUCCUGUCACCGGAAAUUAUAAUAUAGGUUAGGUUAUUUCCUUACUUCAACCACAAAAUAGGUACCUCAGAUUUUUGAUUUUACAAUGUUUUAGACAAACUUGUACUUUUUUAUUAAUAGAUUAAUAAAUAAUUAAAGUGGAAAAAA